AUGGCAAGGGAGGAGAGCAAGAUUCUUAUUUUCGGCGGAACAGGUUACAUUGGUAGCUACAUGGUGAAGGCAAGCAUCAAGUUGGGCCAUCCAACUUACGUCUAUUCCCGCCCAAACUCCACUAAGAUAGACUUGCUUAACGAGGGAGAACUGGAGGAGCAUGAGAAGCUUGUGUCUCUGCUUGAGGAAAUAGAUGUGGUGAUCUCGGCACUUGCAUAUCCACAGGUUCGGGAUCAACUCAAAGUCAUUGAGGCCAUCAAAGUUACGGGUAAUAUAAAGGUAUGCUUGCAUUCCGAAGGUUAA
Molecule: messenger RNA, 303 nt
Organism: Ilex paraguariensis (yerba mate)
Lineage: Eukaryota; Viridiplantae; Streptophyta; Magnoliopsida; Aquifoliales; Aquifoliaceae
Source: the annotation of a GenBank genome assembly